CCACCUGUCGUUGUCGAUCUGAUCUGUCUCGCGCUGUCUGUGUUGGUGUUGGUGGUGUUCCGUGGUUUUCUUUCUAUCGAUGUCGAUGUGACAGAUCUGUCUGUGUUCCGCAGUUUUGAUAAGUUAAGAAACACAUUUGAAGUAUUAAAGCAUCGAAGGAAAUGUCUGUAGCGAAUAACACAAGUGGUCGUACAAACAGCAGAAAAUUUAAGUGGGCUUUGGAUCUAAAUUCAAGAUGUAAACAAGAAAAGGCGGCAGACCUGGCUUCACCCCCAGGGUACAACUUUUCUGUGGGCCAGGUUUAUACUGAAACUUCCAAAGAGAAUGAUGCAAACCAUUUAAUCAUCAAGAAAUCUUGGGACUUAGCUCUCGGACCUUUAAAGCAAGUGCCAAUGAACCUGUUCAUCAUGUACAUGGCAGGAAACUCGAUAUCCAUUUUCCCUAUAAUGAUGGUCGGGAUGUUGAUCAUUAGACCAAUUAAAGCCCUCUUCACUAUGCAAACAACUUUCAAGAUGAUUGAAGGGAGUCAUGCUGCCGGACAGAAGAUUGUUUAUUUCCUCGGCAAUAUUGUCAACAUCGCACUGGCCUUGUACAAGUGUCAGUUCAUGGGUCUGUUACCAACUCACACUUCUGAUUGGCUGGCUUUUGUUGAACCUCAGAUAAGAAUGGAGUACAGUGGUGGAGGCGCAGUCUUCACAUAACCUUCAGCCAAAGACAUUCUUGUGAAUUACUUUCACAUUUAUAUACAAUUUAGUGUGUAACUGUAUUCAAAAUAGCCACAUGGAUGUGUUACUGAGAUAAAUAUUCAAUGGUAAUAUUAUCAUUCAAGUGUAAUAAAGUAUUGUUGUAUUUAUAA
Molecule: messenger RNA, 856 nt
Organism: Macrosteles quadrilineatus (aster leafhopper)
Lineage: Eukaryota; Metazoa; Arthropoda; Insecta; Hemiptera; Cicadellidae
Product: ER membrane protein complex subunit 4-like
Exons: 4
Coding region: 162-701 (179 amino acids)
Biological process (GO): protein folding in endoplasmic reticulum
Cellular component (GO): EMC complex
Source: RefSeq, a predicted model, not a curated record